Molecule: messenger RNA, 1206 nt
Organism: Anguilla rostrata (American eel)
Lineage: Eukaryota; Metazoa; Chordata; Actinopteri; Anguilliformes; Anguillidae
Product: zona pellucida sperm-binding protein 3-like
Exons: 8
Coding region: 7-1161 (384 amino acids)
Source: RefSeq, a predicted model, not a curated record
GAUCUGAUGCUUUUAACGGUGUGGAAUUUUGUUCGUUUUGUAGCUACAUGCAAAGGCACAAUGGGAGUGGAUAAAGUAUUUUCCUGGGUAACCUUUUUAAUUUUGUUAUGCGGUUGCGUAAACGGGAACUAUGUAGGCUUGUCUCCUGAAGAGGGAAGCCAAACGCGCCACAAAUCCGGUCGUCGUAACGAGCCACAGGCUCAGAAGUUCGAACAUUUGGACCAGAGCGCUCCCCUAUCUUUGUUAUGUAACGAGAAGAACAUGACCUUAAUCGUGAAAGCUGACUUGCACAACAACGGAAUUCGUAUUUCAACCGAGGAGUUGCAGCUGGGACGAGACCCGUCGUCGGGUUCCUCUUGUAGGGCUUUUGCGUUCAGCGACAUUGAAUAUGUGAUCGAAGCAAGCCUGCACGAAUGUGGUACCUUGUUGACCAUCGAGGAGGACUCCUUGGUCUACUCUAAUGUGCUGAGUGUAUCUCCCAUGCCCACCAGCAGUGGCAUCAUCAGGACAAGUAGUGCCAUUAUUCCCAUUGCAUGCCACUACCUGAGGAGGCAUGUUGUGAGCAGUGAAGCAGUUUAUCCAACUUGGGCCCCUUUCACCUCCACUGUGGCUGCACUAGAUCUCCUGGACUUCUCCCUAAGGCUUAUGGCUGCUGAUUGGCGCUCUGAAAGCUCUUCCAAAAAGUAUGUGUUUGGGGAGCUUUUGCACAUUGAAGCUUUGGUCAGCCUUUCCAGCCACGUGCCCCUGCGAAUCUUUAUGGACACCUGCAUUGCAACUAUGGAUCCUGACAUGAACUCUGAACCCAGAUAUGCCUUCAUUCAGAACCAUGGGUGUCUCUCCGAUGCUCAUGUUAAAGGAUCCCAUGCUCAGUUCAUGCCCAGGUUCUUGGAUGAAAAGCUCCAGGUAAAGAUGGAUGCCUUUGUGUUCCCUGAGGGCUUCCCUGAGAGUGAGAUUUAUAUUGCGUGUCAACUGAGGGUGACUGCAGCCUCCGAGAGCACUGAUGCCAUGAACAAAGCCUGCUCCUAUGUUAAUGGACGGUGGCAGAGUGUGGAUGGUGAAGAUGCAGUGUGCAGCUGCUGCGACUCUACCUGCCAGGGCAGCGAUACUGGUGUUCUAUAUACUUUGGGAUUGGGACCCUUUACUGUGGCCAAAAAGGACUGAACUCCAGUGAUUUCUUUUGCGCCAAUAAAGUGACAUGCGACUGGC